GAGGGUGGAGGUCGGGGUCCCCGGAGCGCUGCCCUCAUUGGUGCCUGGGGCCUCGGCAGCGGUGAGGAUCCUCUGGGGAAGGCCCCUUGACUGUCCUGGCGGGUGCCCGGAGGGAAACUGAGGAAACGUCGGGUAAUGUGGGGACAAACUGUGUCCCUUCCCGCCCUUCCGGCUGUGCUGGAAAAGAGAAGAGUCGGACGCUCAUGGUUGGAGAAUGAGUUACGGGACCGCUAGACCGUCUCUGUGAGCGUUUUUCCUUUCUGAGUGCGGUGAACCCCCGGAACAGAGGCUGUUAGUUGCUUCUGUUUCCAUUUCUUCCAAAAUGAAAUUCUGGGCUCAUCCCGUGAAACGUCACGGGGAAGCUUCGCUGCGCCCCUAGUAAGAACAGGUCCUGGCGCUGCAGCGCGGUGUUUAGGACCCAGUUUCUGCCUCACCUGGUCCCCGCGCCGACCGACGUGGUUCGUGGGAGGCCCGGGGUGGGAGGAAGUGAGCGUUUAUUUGAAACACAGCUUUUUUUCACUUUUAUAGCAUAAUAGCAUGUUAGAGGAGCUUACGAUUUGGUUUUUUAAACUCAGAAAUAGGUGUGUUUUGACACUUAGGGCAAUUUGAGGGGAAGCUGGGCGCGUGCUCAUUGAACGUGGAGCAAGGAACACCGCUGUGUUCCGGGCGCUGUGCUAGCUAGCUAACUCUGGGAGGCAAAGAUGAAAUUGGGUGUACUUUUCAACUGCUUUUCUCGUAAAGAAAAAGGAAUUACAAGUGACGUUUGCAAAGAGGUUAUUUUUCUUCAGCUCAACAAACAUUUAUGGAAGGCUUCUGUGUGGGCCAGACACUGUCAGAAGCUGGAUGAAUAAGUUCAGAAUUUAUUCAGAUUUUCUCGGUGCUUCACUACUGUAUGAAAUAUAGUUUACCAAGAUGGACAGAUUCCUGCCCUCGUAAGCAAAUGCACCAAGGCUGAACUGUGCCAUUUUGAAGAAUGGAAGCCAAUGCAUCUGUUGACAUGUUCUCAAAAGCCCUGGAGCACCAGCUGCUUCAGACCACCGCGCUGGUGGAAGAACAUCUCAAUUCUGAGAUCCAGAAACUGGAUCAGAUGGGUGAGGACGAACUGGAACGCCUCAAGGAGAAGAGGCUCGAAGCGCUGAGGAAAGACCAACAGCAGAAACAAGAAUGGCUUUCUAAAGGACAUGGCGAGUACAGAGAAAUCCCUAGUGAGAGAGACUUUUUUCAGGAGGUCAAGGAGAGUAGAAAAGUGGUUUGCCAUUUCUACAGAGACACAACAUUCAGGUGUAAAAUAAUAGACAGACAUUUGGCGGUACUGUCCAAGAAACAUCUGGAGACCAAAUUUUUGAAGCUGAAUGUGGAAAAGGCUCCUUUCCUUUGUGAGAGACUGCGUAUCAAAGUCAUUCCCACACUAGCACUGGUGAAAGAUGGGAAAACUCAAGAUUAUGUUGUUGGAUUCACUGACCUCGGAAAUACAGAUGACUUCACCACAGAAACCUUAGAGUGGAGGCUCGGUUGCUCUGAUAUUCUUAAUUACAGUGGAAAUUUAAUGGAGCCACCAUUUCAGAGCCAAAAGAAAUUUGGAACAAACUUCACAAAGUUGGAAAAGAAAACUAUCCGAGGAAAGAAAUAUGAUUCAGACUCUGAUGAUGAUUAGAGUUUAAUUAUAACUCUUUGUAAAUCAUCUUUUGAUUUCUGCCUAUUUCAGAUUUAGGUGUGUUUUCUAAAUGCUCUUGGUUUCGAUGCGCUGUCCACCUAACGCACACGUUCUGGAGUUUUAUACACUUGCGUCACGGUGAAAUACAUCUUUGAUAUUUUCUGUGUGGAGAUUAUGUUUAAGGUGAGGAAAACUUCGGAGUUCUUCCAUUCUAUGGGAAGGGUCUGGAUUCUCUAUUUUUGAGAUUGAUUUUAUCACAAUAUGAUUCUUAGUUUUUAUAUCAUUCACAUAUGUGUUUUUAAUCUACUGAACUGGAAAUAGAAAUUCAAUAGACUCUUGCAGGACUAAUUCUUAAGCAGCAUUGUUUACUUUAUACGCUAGGUCAGGUAACAUUUACUGGUAUAACACGCUGUACGUGUAAACUACUGUCAACACACUUCACCUCUAGAAUAUUUUUAAUUAGCUGUUAGAGAACUGCGUAUUUAUUGAUUCUGUAUGCUGUAUGUCAAUGCUAAAUUAACUGAUUGCAGCUGAGAGUUGUUCCUGUGUGAACAUACUGCCUUAUUUAAUGGGUACUGAGUGCUUGUAUUUUAAGACAUACGUUAAAAACUAAUCAGGCUGCAUCUUUGGAAUGGUGGCAUGAGGAGGUCUGUGAACUCUCUCCUCAGUAACACAACAACAACUUGUAACAAUUAUUUUUAAAAAAGCCAUUAAAGUCAUUGGAAAUUGUCAUAGGA
Messenger RNA from Loxodonta africana (African savanna elephant), 2391 nucleotides. RefSeq names its product thioredoxin domain containing 9 (gene TXNDC9). The record is from RefSeq and is a predicted model, not a curated record. Lineage: Eukaryota; Metazoa; Chordata; Mammalia; Proboscidea; Elephantidae. The transcript is spliced from 5 exons. Bases 974 to 1654 code for a protein of 226 amino acids. Gene Ontology annotation, cellular component: cytoplasm. Gene Ontology annotation, biological process: microtubule cytoskeleton organization.